Aplysia californica (California sea hare) is the source of this 1967-nucleotide messenger RNA. Its product is annotated as transmembrane 6 superfamily member 1. The record is from RefSeq and is a predicted model, not a curated record. Bases 206 to 1363 code for a protein of 385 amino acids. The transcript has 8 exons. Lineage: Eukaryota; Metazoa; Mollusca; Gastropoda; Aplysiida; Aplysiidae.
AGGAAACCAAGGACGCCACGCUCAAAGCGAAAAAGCAAAGUCCAUGUGAUAUCCUUUCAGCAGCCUGCUUUGGACCUAUUUAUGGUCGGUGCAAUCUCAAAGUGGGAGUGCACAGUGUCCAAUCGGAGAAACAGUUGAAUCAUAAUUUGUAGUCUCAAAAGAACAAGUCAUCAACGUGACAGCAGUGCAAAAACCAACUUUCAACAUGGAGAGGAAGUAUCUGGUUCCCCUCGCAGUAUUCCUUCUUUCACAAACUUCGUGGCCGGUGUCAUUUACGUUGUCCAAAUACAAACUAAUGGGAAGUCAACUCUCUGUUUUUGUAGCUGGUGUAAUUUGCUUAACCCUUGCCACUGUUGGUCCUUACGUGCUCUUCUCAAGACACUUCAAGCGAAUAGAUCCGUUGCUCAUGGUGUGGAGUCUGUUUUCAUGGACCUGUAUGAUUGACCUUGGAAUUGGGCUAGAACUGGAUGGAUAUAUCUCCAACUUCAUCGGCUUUUAUUUUGCUGAGGGGGAACCAUAUCUCAUGACUGCACAUGGUACUGCAAUCAACUACUGGGAUGGAACCUUUCAGUUUGGCCUGUGCAUAGCAAUCAUAGCUUUUUACACUUACAAGAAAAGUCACAGAGAACUUGCCUUGGUGUGGGUUGGAUCGAUUCUCAACAGCAUGGUUGUACUUUUACCCGGUGGUGUUGCAGGCAAACACCCUUUCAAGCUUUCGAUUCUACUGAAUACACCUUACCUUCUCUGCCCGGUUUAUGCUGCUUUUAAACUUCUGCAUGAACACCCACCCCAAGCCCGUACAUUUUUAAAGUUUAAACCUCUGUGGAAAAGACCUGUUGAUCUGCUCUUUGCUGUCUACUUUGUUGCUGCUUCAUGUGUUGCCAUUUUCAGUGGUCUGGCUGUGCUUGGUGGCAAUGCCAGUGCAAUGAAGACAUAUCUUAACUUAUAUGAUCCUUACUUAAAGGACCCUUCAAACUUUCCUAAGUUCCAGACCUUGGCAUAUAGCUACAUGUUCCUGGCAUAUUAUCUCUAUGCGAUCUAUGGCUUGGUGUAUCCUGGUACACACAGAAUGACUGACUGGUCCCUGAUCCAUGCUGGGGCUGCAGCACAGGCUCAGGUGACCUACAUAUGGGGCUCCUGCCAUCACCGCACCCAAAAAGAUCUCCAGUCUCCUGUGUCUGGGCCAGAGGCUCUGUUGUUCUGGAGCAUCCACCUGACUUUGCUGGUUGUACCUCAACUAUUUGCUCUGUGGUGUCAAAAGGAUUUCGAGAAGUUUGGGCGCUCGUACACUGUAGCACGUUGUGAAUUGAUUGAGGAGAGACUGUCAACACCUGUAAAAGCAAAACAGCGGAAAUCAGACUAACUUUUUACUUGUUGCAUUAUAAACUGCUUUUUGAUUGGUCACUGGAAAUGCAUCUUUGAAAGAAGGUUUCUGACUGGUGUUUGGGUGACUGCAUGUAAUGUUUAGUUAGACCUAGGCCUGAUGCGCAACACGCGUGAAUGCUGUAAAACACUAGACAGGCCCCUAUAGGAUUUAAGAUUAGCCAAGUUAGCCUAAUCAGCUGCGCUCGCAGAACUUAUAUUUUUAUAAUGUACUUGUUCAAUGAAUCACAAGAGAAAUGCUUCUCUGAAUGUAGAGAUCUAUGAUUCUGAUGUCGUCCAUGACUUUAUGGUCGGGGUGGUCGCUUGGAAGGCCAUGUGACUGGACCGCCGUCUCUAUGACUAUGACUAUCCCCAACAGUUUCCCCUUAGGCUAUCUGUUCCCGACUUUUUAUAGUGCAUAUUCUUUACAUUUAGUCUGUCUUUCUCCCCCCUCCAAACGCCUUUGUAUUCCUAAGCGCAGUACCGCAGUCGGGGAAUCCUUCACAAAACAGUCAUGUGUUGUCGCAUUAUCAGCCCAAAGUGACCCCCACCCCAAUGGGAGGUCACUAGAAUAUCAAAGCAAUGAAAUGACUGUGUCCCUUCCU